AUGUCGCUCUCCAAGGGUAUCUGGUCAACGUUCAAUCGCAGAUCUCCGUCGCUGGCACUAAGAAACAAAAAACUCCAGAAGGCUCUUCUCAGUCCGAACCUUCCAGAGGGACCCUUUUCGCUAAAGAAGCGUUCUAGUAAAAUCAGAUACAUCUCGCCCACUGGAAUGGACGAAAUUUAUCCCUUGGCGUAUCAAUUUUUGGAGAAGCAGAGUGCAGAUGUUUACAAAAAGAUUGAGAAUAUGGAGAAGAAAUGCAACGUCGAACAGAGUGAUGAACUUAAACGGACUUUAACUAAAUUACAAGUGGAAGCAGAAGAAAAUAACCCUGAAGUGGUGUACAAUGCGAUGUUUGGAAGUAAUUUGGUGGACAGAACGCAGCCUGUUUAUCGUCAUUAUCUUGAGCAAAAGUGGAAAGACUACGGUAGAAUGCUCAUUAUGCAGCGUUUAGAAUCGUUGGCCGUAAUUCCUGAUACUCUGCCAACGUUGGAACCUCAAGUGGAGGUGAAGAUGAAGUUUCCAUGCAACAAUGUUGAAAGAUGGAUAGAACCAGGAGAUAUUUUGUCGUCCAAUGUGACCAGCAGGCCACCUAUGUUGGAAGUUAUCGAAUUUGAAGAGUGUAAAAGAGGACUCUACACAGUGUUAGUGGUUGAUCCAGACUCUCCAGAUGUCGAAAAUGAUUCCUACAGUACAACGUUGCACUGGGGGUUGAAGAAUGUUGAAUUGAGUAACCAGGAUGGUAUUAUAGAUGCCAGGAAGCUUGUGAAGAAUCCGGAUUGCGAGUUUGCUAGCUACUUGGCGCCAACUCCUGAAAAGAAUACGGGGAAGCAUCGAUUCUCCGUGUGGAUUUUCCGUCAGAAGAAGGAGAUUGACGGCUUCCGUGAACCUGUGGGAAGAGAACGAUUCGAUAUAAGGAAGUUUACUGCGGACAACGAGUUGCAUGCUGUUGGUGCACAUGUUUGGAGAUCUAUUUGGGACAGAAAUGUGAACAAUGUGAGGAAAAUGUAUGGCAUGGGAGAAGGAAGGGUAUUUGCCAGGGAGAAAGUUUGA
Molecule: messenger RNA, 1047 nt
Organism: Brettanomyces nanus
Lineage: Eukaryota; Fungi; Ascomycota; Pichiomycetes; Pichiales; Pichiaceae
Exons: 1
Coding region: 1-1047 (348 amino acids)
Source: RefSeq, a predicted model, not a curated record